Molecule: messenger RNA, 564 nt
Organism: Lottia gigantea (owl limpet)
Lineage: Eukaryota; Metazoa; Mollusca; Gastropoda; Lottiidae
Exons: 3
Biological process (GO): potassium ion transport
Cellular component (GO): membrane
Molecular function (GO): voltage-gated potassium channel activity
Source: RefSeq, a predicted model, not a curated record
AGAGUGACCAAUUUGACAGAAACCCAUAAAAAAGCCAUCAGGUCCUUAAGAAAAAUCAAGUAUUUUGUGGCGCGUAGGAAAUUUCGGGAGGCGUUGAGACCGUAUGAUGUAAAGGAUGUGAUAGAACAAUACUCCGCGGGGCAUAUUGAUAUGCUUGCUCGAGUCAAAAACUUGCAGGGAAGGUUGGAUCAGAUUUUAGGUAAAGCCGGAAGUAAGAAUAAAGAUGUGUAUGAUUCCAAACAAAGUCUAGCUUCCAGGGUGGUUAAAGUUGAAAGACAGGUUGAUGAUAUCGAAUCCAAAGUUGACAUCCUGAUUGACAUGUACAAAGAAGACAGGAAACUCUUACUUCAGCAUUUACAAACACAUUACAGUGUCAAUAACACACCAAGUCCCACCCCUUCCACUGCCCACUCUUCCACUCAGCCUAAGCCCCGCCCUAAACCUAUCUUAGUGGACAAACAAUUCACCAGUGAGCCAGCCACUCCCACUGGAGCCACUCAUCCAGUCAGACCUAUGCAACGAAACUUGUCAGACUUGAGUCAGCGAAUCAAAAAGCGGGUGACU